Messenger RNA from Rhinolophus ferrumequinum (greater horseshoe bat), 3101 nucleotides. It is a transcript of the gene SPHK1, whose product is annotated as sphingosine kinase 1. Gene Ontology annotation, cellular component: cytoplasm; membrane; intracellular membrane-bounded organelle. The coding region runs from base 1342 to 2814 and encodes 490 amino acids. The transcript is spliced from 5 exons. The record is from RefSeq and is a predicted model, not a curated record. Gene Ontology annotation, biological process: negative regulation of apoptotic process; cellular response to growth factor stimulus; sphingosine biosynthetic process. Lineage: Eukaryota; Metazoa; Chordata; Mammalia; Chiroptera; Rhinolophidae.
UCCGGAUGGGCUGGAGGACGGCGCGUGAAGGGGGUGCUGCAUGCCCGCAGCGGCAGCGCGAGCAGUUCUUCGGGAAGACCCGGGUGCGGGAGGUCACGGCGUCCAGGGGCAGCUAUGAACGUGCCGGGAGCACGGAGCCGCGCGCGCCCGACACCCCGUCCCGGACCGCUCAGACUUUGGGCGCCGGGGUGAGUUCGUGCGGGCCCUGCGCUGCGCGUUCAUCUUCACGCGCCCGGGACGCUGCGUUCACCGUGCAUGGCUCGUGGCCGUACCCGGGGCUCCGCGCCUCGCCAGCUUCCUCCGCUUCUCCCCAGCCUGGGCUCCGGCGCCACCUUCUCGCCGGUCGCCUACUCCGAGCGUCGGGAGCGCGUGGUCGCGCCCCGGGACCCAGUCAAGGGCCUGCGCGUGGCCGAGUCGCGGGCGCAGACCGUGCCAGAGGUUGCGCGGUGAGACUGGGGCCGGGCGGGCCCGGGCCACGCCUGGCGCCCGUUCCACCCUCGCGGGCGCGCGGAGCGCGGGGCGUGGCCAGACCCGGAGCAGAGGCUCAGCGCCCUCCGCGCACGGCGGCGAAGGGCGGCCAAGUUGAGCGAAAAGUUUAAGGACCGAGGUAGCGAAGCGGUGGAGUCGGCGUUUGUCCUGCGCCCCAGUUAUCGCUUAGACACCGGGCUGAGCCCAGGACGAGCUGCGUUCCGCCAUAGGCCACUGUAGGAAACGGAGGUGGCGCCUCCACAGCAAACCGGACCGACUGGGUGGGGCCGGCCGCCCGCCCUGCCCCCUUGAGGCUCGUGGCUCCUGGGCAGUCCGGAGAACUGGGCCACGCAUCUCGUAGCCUCCGCGCCCACUUGGCGCUCGGCUAAAGGAGGCAGCGGCUGGCGGCCGGACUCGGGCUCAACCCUCUCGCGACCCUGGCGCUGCUCCCACGAGCGCGGCGCUCAUCCCGGCAGAGCCGGGCCAUUGGAGGCGCGCGUGGCUAUCCCGGGGGCUCUGGAGUUGGUAGUAGGGGAACCGGCGACUGGGCUGGCUCGAUGUAGGGAUCGCUUGUCCAGAACUUCGUGCCCUGCGAUGUCCGCUCAAGUUUUGGGAUUUUUACUCAACUAGAUUGCCUUCCCUGUGGCAGCUCCCGGGGGGGUGCGGGGCUGGUCCGACGGAGGGUGCCACAGGAUUCUGACUCAUCCAUCGGGCUGGAACCCGAGGCCCCAGCGAGGAAAGCCUGGAGGAAGAGACCCUUCGUUUCUGAGGGUGGGGAUUCAAUUCCAGGACAGGAGCGCCCUUGGCGGCACCGGACCCGGUCUCUCUGGACCUCUGGAAAAACUAGGUCCCCAGCCCGCGGGGCUUCCGGCGAUGCCGGAGCGCGCUGCUCCUGGCGCGUGGUCCGUGGAUAUGGCUGGGCGUCCCUCACCUCAGGGGGCUGCCCCGGAUUCCGCCAGCGCUGUCUCCACUCCCUCAGAUCCGGCAGCUGAAGGGAAUGACGCGGAUGCCCCCAAAGCCCAAGAUCCGGGCAGGGAGGGCGAGCCCCACAGUCGGCACCGCGACGCCUGCCUGGGUAGCACCGAUAAGGAGCUGAAGGCAGGAGCCACCGCCGAGGGCAGCGCCCCGACAGAGCUGGGGACCCUCGGGGUCGAACUUAUGGAUCCAGCCGGUGGCCUCCAGAGCCUGCUCCCACGGCCCUGCCGAGUACUGGUGCUGCUCAACCCGCGCGGGGGCAAGGGCAAGGCCCUGAAACUCUUCCGAAGCUAUGUACAGCCCCUCCUGGCCCAGGCCGAUGUCUCCUUCACACUCAUGCUCACUGAGCGGCGGAACCACGCCCGGGAGCUGGUGCAGGCCGAGGAGCUGGGCCGCUGGGAUGCACUGGUGGUCAUGUCUGGAGAUGGGGUGAUGCAUGAGGUGGUGAAUGGGCUCAUGGAGCGGCCUGAUUGGGAGACCGCCAUCCGAAAGCCUCUGUGUAGCCUUCCAGCUGGCUCUGGCAAUGCACUGGCAGCUUCUUUGAACCAUUAUGCCGGCUACGAGCAGGUGACGAAUGAAGACCUCCUGACCAAUUGCACGCGGCUGCUGUGCGGCCGGCGGCUGGCUCCCAUGAACCUGCUGUCACUGCAGAUGGCCUCGGGGCUGCGGGUCUUCUCUGUGCUCAGCCUGGCCUGGGGCUUCAUUGCUGACGUGGAUAUCGAGAGUGAGAAGUUCCGGCGCCUGGGGGAGAUGCGGUUCACUCUGGGCACCAUCCUGCGCCUGGCGGCCCUGCGCACCUACCAGGGCCGGCUGGCCUACCUCCCCGUCGGACAGGUGGUCUCCAAGAUGCCCACUGCCCGGGCUCUGGACCGGCAGGACCUGCAAGGCCCUGUGGACACCCACCUGGUGCCCCUGGAGGAGCCGGUGCCUUCUCACUGGACUGUGGUGCCGGAGCAGGACUUUGUGCUGGUGCUGGCACUGCUACACUCACACCUGGGCAGCGAGAUGUUUGCGGCGCCCAUGGGCCACAGAGAGGCCGGCGCUAUGCACCUGUUCUACGUGCGCGCAGGCGUGUCUCGGGCCAUGCUGCUGCGCCUCUUCCUGGCUAUGGAGAAGGGCAGGCACAUGGAGUGCAACUGUCCCUACUUGGUAUAUGUGCCCGUGGUGGCCUUCCGCCUGGAGCCCAGGGAUGGGAAGGGUAUGUUUGCUGUGGACGGGGAGCUGAUGGCCAGCGAAACUGUGCAGGGUCAGGUGCACCCAAACUACUUCUGGAUGGUUGGUGGCCACGUGGAGUCAUCACCGUCUCCGGAGCCACAGCCCCUGCCGAGCCAGAAGCCUCAGCAGAUGCCACUUCCAGAAGAGCACUUGUGACCACUCUGUGGGCCUUGCUGUGCCUUAGUCUAUCUACUCAGUCUGAGCCCAGGACCCUCACUCCUUCCCUCAGGACUGGAGGGCCCCUCCCAGCUCAUGUGGGGAGGACUCCUGGAGAAGGGUGGGUAGAGACUGUGCUUUGGAAGGACAGGCUCCGCCCACCAAAGGCAGAGAAUGGAGCCCUGGGCCAGGAGCCCAGCUGGUGGGGCCCCACCGUCUGUGGAAGCCACGCCUUUGUUCUGGAAGCCCCAAUCCAUGAAUGAAGUCCAAAUAAAGUGACAUUCCCA